AUGUCUUGGCUAAUGUAUAUCGCAAUAGCAGCCUUCUCUUUGUUGGCACUAGCUUACUACAAGAUCAAGAAGACCUUUAGGCACUUCAAAGAUAGGAACAUUCCUUAUGUCGAACCAACGUUCCCCCUUGGAAGUGAGCCUCAGGGCGUUUUGUUUAGAAAACACAUUGUCGAUAGCUUUGGUGAAAUAUAUAAUCAAUUAGAAGGCAAACCUGUAGGAGGUUUUUUCCAGACUGUCCUACCAUUUCUGAUGAUUUGUGAUCCGGAAUACGUACACCAAGUACUCAUAUCCUCAUUUGACCACUUCUUCGACAGGAACUUCCUUGUUGACGAGAAAGUUAAUCCACUUGACGCUCACCUAUUCUUCUUGAGAGGUAACAAGUGGCGGUACCUCAGGAAUAAAUUAAGCCCCAUCUUUAGCGGUGUUAAACUCCGGUGGAUGUUCGAGGAGAUGGAGAAAUGUGGAGAAUCAUUCGUCGAAUGCUUCGAUAAACUGGCAGAUGGAAAGGACCGAGACGUUCUAGAUGAGCUGGCAAGAUAUGCUACAGAUGUUAUAGGAUCUUGUGCUUUUGGACUUGAAGGCGACAGUUUAAAAAACCCAAACUCACCGAUGAGACAAAUGGGUAAAGACCUCUUCGACACUUCAUCGAUUAAUCGGACCCAAAUAACUUUCCUUCUGAGAUUUUCUGUGCCUCGUCUACUCCUGUGGUUCAAAGUACGAUCUUUACCUUCCGCUAUCGAGGAGUACUUCUGUUCAACCAUUAGUAGUGUAUUAGAACGGAGGAGGAAAACAGGGUUAAAACGAAGAGAUUUCGUGCAGCUCCUACUUCAGUUAAAGGAAAAGGAUGUUGUGAACAUUGAUGCUAACGAUGUUGAUGAAAAAGAAGACAAAAGUCAGCAAAAUAACGAUAUUGAAAAAUUUGAAAUAACAGACCGACUGCUUAUGGCUCAGUCAUUUGUUUUCUUUGUGGCUGGCUUUGAAACAACAUCCAGGACCUUACAUUACCUCAUUUAUCAACUAGCUCAACAUCCGGAAAUCCAAGAAAGGGCUAGACAAGAAGUUUUAGCGGUUAAAGAAAAACAUGGCCAGUUUUCUUAUGAUGCCCUCAAAGAUUUGAAGUUCUUGGAUAACUGCAUUUCAGAAACCUUGAGGAUGUAUCCGCCACUUGGUGUCCUAAACAGAGAGUGCACCAAGGACUUCAAAUUCCAAGAUGGUACCUCCGUUAAGAAGGGAGAACAAAUAGUGAUCCCAAUCUAUUCACUUCAGCGAGAUCCAAAAUACUUUCCAGAACCUACGAAGUACAAUCCAGAUCGAUUUGCUUCAGAUCCUCAACGUGGGACUUACUUACCUUUUGGUGAUGGACCUAGAAUUUGCAUCGGAAAAAGAUUCGCUCUGGUCGAAAUUAAAAUUGUUAUGGCAAGAUUGUUGGAAAGGUACAGUUUUGAACCAAGCUCAUUAAAUAAGGAACCGAUUGAGCUAAAUCCAUGGAUAAAUGUUCUUUGCGCUAAGAAUGGAUUGUUUGUAAAAAUUCAGAAGCUAAAUAAUAGUAAAUAA
This is a messenger RNA of Nezara viridula (southern green stink bug), 1554 nucleotides long. NCBI's taxonomy places the organism in Eukaryota, Metazoa, Arthropoda, Insecta, Hemiptera, Pentatomidae. The record is from the annotation of a GenBank genome assembly.